AUGGCAUUAGAAGGAGAUGAACUUUUUGAAAUGGGCUCAAAGAACCCAAAGGCCUCAGUCGACGUCGUUCAGGGUGGUAGGGUCCUCCUGCCUGCUCAGAUGGCCGAAGAACUGACCGAAGCCAUUACUAAGAGGGAUACCAGUUUGCCUUUUUCUUUCGCAAGAUGGAGCCACAUGUCGAGACAAUUUAGAAUGGUACCACAAACAGUCAUUGAAGACUUAUCUGGAAGUCGAGCGCCUGACAGCUCUGCACAGAAAAGACGUUCAAAUGCAGGCAAAAGAGGGAAAAAGCGAGCAAGGACUGUACAGAGCGAUGAGGACGAAGAGAUGCUGGACAACUAUGCAGAACGGCCAACUAGCCGACGAAAAUUACGGAGGAUAGGCAGUGCAAGUCACAGAAGAGAUGAACAGGACGAUAUCGAAGUGGAAGAGGAAUCUGACAAAGACUCUACUUACUUGCCUGAGCCCGUAGAAGGGUCUCAUCCGAUAACGAACGACGCGCAUAUUGCA
Molecule: messenger RNA, 510 nt
Organism: Acaulospora colombiana
Lineage: Eukaryota; Fungi; Glomeromycota; Glomeromycetes; Diversisporales; Acaulosporaceae
Source: the annotation of a GenBank genome assembly